CCUCCCCCAGCCCCUGGCCCUGCACCCCCCAAAACCUCCCCCAGCCCCUGGCCCUGCGCCCCGAAAACCUCCCCCAGCCCCCUGCUCUGCUCCCCCGCACCAAACGUCCGCCAGUCCUGCUCUCCGUCUCAGGCCUCCCCCAGCGCAUGGCUGUGUUUAUCCACCCCCCACCCCCCCUUCCCCAAGACCAUGGCUCUGUUUAUCCAUCCUCCCCCGGCCCAUGGCUCUGUUUCUUACCGCUCCCUCCCUGGUCCCCUUCUUCCCCCCUCACCGCCACCCCGUAAAUAGCCUUGUCCCCGCCGCCCCGCCUCCUCCAUGGCCCUACUCCCCCUGAUCUCCCCAGCCCAGGGUCCUGCUCCCCAGCUCCCUCCAUCGCCCCCAGCCCCUUGCACUGCUCCCCCCUGUGCCCCCAGCCCCUGGCCCGCGGCUCCUGGGGAGCAGCCGCCGCCUCCCCGCUCCGGGCUGCCUGCCCUUCCUUCCCCCCUAGUGGCUGGCGAUUUCAGGGAGCCGGAGGUGUUCCCGCUUGGUCCCCAUCAUUUCCUCGGCGCUGAAUGCCCCGGGUGGCCCCUCUGUUGGGAUUUGUGGGGUUCAGAAGUUGUUCUGUUCCUCGUCCGCUGCUGCUGUGCGGGAUUCCUGCGCGCUGGGGUACGGUGGGAAGGAUGAUGCUCGCUCUGCCUGCAGAAGGGUUCGGGAAAAUGAAAUUUUCUUCGGCGCUCCCUGCAGCAUGUGAUGGAGACAGCGUGGGGCUGUGGUUUGGUGGUGUGAAGUGGGUAAACAAGACGUGCAGCUGGGUUACAGAGCGGUGUCGGUCUGUGCAGUAGUGUAAAAACAGGUCGGGAGGCAAGAUGGAGAUAACAGCCCUCUAAGCUUAGAUUUAUGUGCAUCUGUCCCCGCAGGAGCACUACAGAGGCUUGAACUGCUUAGGAUGCACAAAAUAAGGAAAGACAUCACCAGCGUAGGGAAGUCUGCAGAUAUUUUUUCUGAACUGUUGGUUGAGUUAAAAAGAGCAAGCGGUAUUGACUAGGAAUAUGUAUUUUGUGGAGAAAUUUAUGACUUAUUUUGCAUGAUAACUUGCUGAGCUUCACAUCGUGUGCUUUUCCAACUGGAGUAUCCUGUGGCUGUUUUGGAAGGGAUUCAAGGUAGCAAGCAGAGCGUGAUGUACAGCAGCCGAGAUAGAGCUGCCUAAAACCGUCUUGUGUUGGUGGCCUAGCUGGUCUUUAAAUGAUAUGUAAUCAAAAAGUCCCGAUGGAAAAGCUGCUAUUGAGAUUGUUGCCUGAAAGAUUUAUUUGUGUGCCUCUUGAGCAGCGGAGCUUGAAUAGACAGACAUCCUGGUUCUUGCAGUUAACAUUUUGGGUUUGGAGUGUUGUGUGGCGCGGCAGGGAGGCUGGCAGUGCCUGUCACUUAUUACAGAGCAGUCCCCAGUUCAGCAGCUACAUCUGACCGAGUGUGCGCCAGAGAUUGGUGCGUAUUCUCUGUUUUAUUAGUCACCACUGAGGUUAUGGUGUGGGGCUGUCCCUUCCUGAGGGUGCUUUGCCUUUUCUUUCCUCUCCCGAGGAGUUUAAAACUUCUGGUGGGAAGCACUGUCCCCUUCUCCGUGCUGCUGGAGGUUGGGUUUCUGCGGGGUGGAUGAUGCCUGCGGCAGAGCGUUUUUUCAAGUGGUAAUUAAUGCAUGUUUCCGUGGUAUAAAUGUGUUUGUGAAUAAGAUGCUUGGGCUCUAGUGAUGUGCCAGGCUGGUGUGGAAGUGGGAGGAGGAUGUGAAGCGCUGGGUGUAGUUAUCUCCUUAGCAUGUGACUCGCGAUAGUCUUUUCAUGUAUUAAUGAUUUCUGUUACCUAACUGUGGCUCAGCUCCUUUGUCAAUCACAAAGAUUUGAAAACCAAAAUAGCAGUCUAAAAACAUGUUUCAAGAGCUGAGAGGAUGAGUAAAACCUUCACAGAUAAUUUGCUGUCUAAGUUUUAUUGGACACUGAGUCAUGAGAGCAGUAGCUCUGAUAGAUAGGAACGAUUCAUCUAGAAAAUGAGUGUAUUGUAUGUCUUCUGAGGGCUCUCCAACCAGCUCUUAAAUAUUUAAAAAUUGAAUAGUUACAGAGUUAGAGGUAAAACAACAACUCCUCACUCCUGUGGAUUACAGCUCCACCGGGCUGUAUUUUUGGUGAACCUCCUUUAGCUAACUCUUUCUCACUGAGAGCAGCUUUUAAAUCCGUGUGGUAGUGCCACGUGUUGCAUGUAGGAAAAACAGACAUUGGGUUGUGGUGGUUGCCUUCCAAUUUUGCUGCAGAGAGUUUAGUGUUGUACUGAUAACUCCCCAAAUCACAAAAUCUUUUAACCUCAGGGUGCUUGAGGUUCACUGACAGGAGUUGUGGUGUGGUUGGCAUGUGGCUGCUGAGAAAAUACGAAGUAACUUCCUGGAAGAGUUCCUUCCACUGCAAGGAGAGCUGUACCCCGUAAAGAGAAGAACUUGUUAGUUCAGGCUGCUUUAAACAUCAACUCCAACCUACAUGUGCUCCUUGAACUGCUUAUUUGAUACUCUCCUGCUCAAGAGAGGCUUGACAGCUCUGGAGAAGAACCUGCUUGGAAUCUUAAGCAAUUUGGGACUUUCAGUGAGGUAGAGUUCCUAUUAGUGAUCCCUAGAGUUUUCUUUUCUACAUGGAGUGGCACUGUCUUUCCAGCACAGGUUUUAUUGGCAAUGUAAAUCCUCUUCCUUUUUGCAUUUGGAGUUCCUCUUACAUUUGGAGUUCCUAGGAGUGUCUAGGCAUACUUGCUGGACCAAAGACUGUUGAAAUAAUCUGAAAUUCAAACUCGCCCUUCAGCAGCAUUGUUUAUAUUCGAGUGCAAGAGUGCUGUCUAAUAUGAAGAGAGCAAGUGCUCAACUGGGUCCUGAAUUGUCCUUACUUUUUUUGCACAGAGAUUUCUUGCCUUGUGUUAUUCUAAGUUACAUGUGAUACUGGAUAAAACAGUUCUGGGUCAUAGAGCUUCAUUAGUUUUUCCUCAGUGGAUAAAGGUGCUAAAAUAAAAGUGGACUGCUUCCAGGUUCUUGCAUGUCUGUAAGUUGUGGAGUCAACAGUUCAAAAGCAUUUGUUCUGUAUUUUUUGUGGGAAACUCAUGCUAAGUAGCCAGUCAGUUUUAGAGUAACUCAGACUGUUUUAUUAGUUUAUUGACAGUGUAAUUAAUAUUACUAGUCCAUUACACAGACUUUACCAUAGUAAAAUCUGCCUCCCCAUGUUCUGUAGUUGACAGCAUCACUGCUUGGUCAGCAUUAAACAUUCCUUAUACCAAGUAUGUUGUGUGCUUAGAAGCAGGGAGAGAAAAUAUGAAUUGCCUUCAGUGGUCUUUGGGUUACUGAAAAUACCUUGAGGUUCCACGGUUUGGUGAUCUGCAAGGGCAGGGAACAGCUGAAUGUAUCAGUUCCAGUGUCUCGCUAUCCAGGCUGAGACUCGCACUAUAUUUUUAUAAACUUUAGCAAGAUGGAAAACCAAGGAAAGAUAGUGGAAAACCCAAUUUUUAAUGCUUCACAAAAAGACUUUGAAACACUUUAGCCAAGAUGUUGUAUGCAUUAUUAAUAAUCUAUAAAAAUACUAAUAUCCUUAGUACCACGCUGAUGCAGCAGGUGUUGAGCAUCUCAAAUAGUUUUAUUUACUUAUUUAAGGAGAAAUUAUUGCUUUAGUUGGUAAGAAUGCCAUACCAGGCAUCAUGUGGGUAUGAAUUGCUGUGUUCUGGAGCAUUUUGUGAUCUUUAGUCUAGUUUUUCUGGUAAAAGUAAUUUUUGAAAAGGCAUGUUGUAAAUGCUAGUUUUAAUUUUGAAAUGAUGAUUAUUAAGUGAUUAUGGAGAAAUAAUGUAAGUCCUAGGGGAAAUGAGAUUGUACAUUUGGAAGUAAUGGCUCAAGGCAGUGCGAAGAUACACUGGCAAGUGUGUGGGUGGGAGAAAAUGGGAGAAGAUACGAACCUUGCUUUAUUUUUUUCCUUCUGGUCACUUUUAAAAGUACUGUUUCCUGAAAAUAAAGUAAUUGAGGGUGGAGCUAGAACUCUUGAAGUACGGGAGCCUUAGAGGCAUCUGAUUGUUGCAGCUCUCCAGCUUUGCAGCCCCUUGGAAGCUGGCAUUGAGUGUGUUGAGAACAAAGUUACGGCGGGAGUUACACUCAGUCCAGGAGAUGAAGCAGCAGCAGUGUCUGAACACUUCUGCUGCUGAGGACGGCUGAGACAAACUACUUGAAAAAUACAUGUGCUGCAAAAGCAUUGUUUUCUCUAGGGAAAUACGAGAGUACAGCUGUUCCAGGCCAGCGUACACAGGGCUUGGAGCUACCUGGGAUGGUGGAAGGUGUCCCUGCCCCUGGCAGGGGGUGGAAUGGGACGGACUUUAAGGCGCCUUCCAACCCAGACCAUUCUGGGAUUCUCCGGGUCCUUGUUACAUUAUUUCAAUACAUCGAAGGAAUGGUGGCAUAGUUCAGCUGUUUAGGCAUCACUGACCAAAGCUGAAGAAACCCGCAGAUAGCACAUAAAACAAUUGCAUCUAGAAACCAUAAUAGCAAUUGGCCCCUUUGAGCUUUUGUUACGUUUGAAUCUUGGAGCUGUGGCUCAAACCAUGUAAUCUGACAGAUCAAUCUGAUUCUCCCAACAGCCAUCUUGUUUCAGAUUGCCGGGUGAGCACAACAGAGCAUGGGAAUGCUGUUUUUGUUGGUUUGCUGGGGGAUUAAAUCCAGGUGAUUCAGGUGUGGGGAAUCUGCCCACAGAGCUGGUGAGUAAGUGUAUCCAGGUAGAUUCUGAGCUUGCACAAACACAGUAAGCAUUGUUUUGGGUGAGGAUUGUUUCCUGUCACAGCCAGAGCAACGUGUUGGGGACAAGUCUCUUGAUGCCCUUUUCUGCUGAUUGUGCACGUGCACCUCUGUGCCCUGAGCUGUUAACCUGGCUCACAGGUAACAUUCAGAGGGUGCUUAGCACGGAGGGUGCUGAGGUCCUGGCACAGGGUGCCCAGAGAAGCUGGGGCUGCCCCUGGAGCCUGGAAGUGUCCGAGGCCAGGCUGGACAGGGCUUGGAGCAGCCAAGGAUAGUGGGAGGUGUCCCUGCCCGUGGCAGGAGGUGGAAUUGGAUGAUUUUGAAGAUCCCUUCCAAACCAAACCAUUCUGUGAUCUACUCUUAUUGUUUGUAGACCUCCAGUGUGAAGGAGUUGGUGAAACGCAGCACAUGUUUUGCUGUUUGUGUGGCUCAUAUGCAAAUGGAAAGAUAUUUCUUUUUAAUGCUGAAGAUGUCAGACUCCAGCGUGUGGGUAAACAAGAAGAUUCAAAUGCGUGGUAUUAACUGUACUUGCACGGUAAACCAAAAACUAGGUUUGGUAGUUGUGUCUGAAGUUCCUGGAAUGUCUUACUCUGGCUUUAAAUUAUAUGCUUCACUGCUGUUCUCUGCAAAAGCUGCAUGAUUAAAUAUCAGAUGCUUUUGAGCAAGCGCAGAAGACUUACAGAUCAAGAGGAAAGCCUUAAACCAUUAACUUGUGAGGAUAACUUCUUUCCCCGGGGCAGAAAAGGAGACCUGCUGUGGAUCAGCUGAUGUUGAUGGAGCAAAUGUGUAGCGAGGCUUUGGAGUUUUCAGGGAGUGUGCCGGCCUUCUCCCACCGUUUUCUUUGGGAGAUUAGUUGAAAGCAGCAGGCAAUAAUGCUGAUACAAGAGUUCGUGCUGCUGUGUAUACAUAUCACUGUUUUUAUUUCUAUUUAAAUUGGCAAAUGAGUCCUGCUCCCUGAGAGGGGGCACCAGGAGGGCAGUGCAGCAGAUUUUGGAUUUGCUUUUGCUCAGCUCGGGCACUUGGGAAAAGGAAACACUUUGGAAGCUGGGUUGCUGUGUUUGUGUUCUGCAUUGUACUGAGCAGUAACAAAUGGCAGUUGUGGUUUCCGGGAGGUGACAUCGGUGCUCAAGCUAAGUGUCUUCACAGGACUUAUUGUCCAAUUAGGAGAAGUGCUUCUUUUCCAGCACUUGAAGCAGCCAUGGUCUUAGCCUUAACUUUGCCACCUGAAGGAAUAGGUCUGUGUCUUUGAUCAUGCUGUGAAAACUGAGGUGGGAAUAUGAGGUAUGUCAUUAAUUGCUAAUAUUUAAGGGAUGCACUUACAACUGUAAGGCUGCAGUAUGUUUGUAAGUGAAAUUAAAAAAAUCCCACAAUCUUUUUGGCUAAUGAAAGAGUCUUGGACAGUGCCAGGCAGUUGAACAACUCCCGAGACUUCAGGAAUACUCUGUUCUCUACUGUGUCACCACUGGUUUUGUCCUUACCAAUGAGCAAGGUGAAUGGUAGCGUUGAUAUUUUUAGCAAAUCUUUGAAGUAAAGGUAAUGUAAGCUCCAGAAAAAUCUCAGAACUCAGUUGCAUCUCAACUGUGUGACCUUUUGCUGACAGUGCAUUUCAAACAUCCCUUUCUGCAAUUGUUAGUUUUUAUGUGAGGGGUUUUCUGUGUGACCUUUGUACGCACGGCUUUCUAUCAGUUGUGGAACAAAUCCAAAAUGAUUGCUUAGUAAUCUACAGUGGAUGAAGUUUUCUGUUCUGAGACAGCGAGUGGUAUAUUCAAUAGUUUUGAUAAUCCUAAUGUCUGUGGGAGUAAGAGAUUUGUCUUCUGUUACAUUAGUUUUUGUCCUUGACUGCCUUCAAGCACUAUUUGUACUUUGAGUCACCUGUACUGAGGGAGAACUGUGGCUCAGCUUCUCUUUUGUGUUCCUGCCUGUCCUCACACCAUGAAACAGGGCAAAGACAGUGCCAGAUGUGGACAAGUUGGGAUGCUGCUGAGUUUUGAUGUUUGACUUUUGUGAUUUCUGUACCAAUGGAGACUGAAAAGGAGGGUGAUUUUAGCCUGGAGUCUGUAAGGAGAGACUUUCCAACUACUUCCUGGUAGUUUUUGAUCUGAAGUUGUUUGCAGUUAAUUUGUGCUUCUCAUGUAAUUGUGCUAGGGUUAUAAACGCAGCAUAAAUCUUGUGAUCCAUGUUAGAAAUAAAGUAAUGUCCCACUUAGAUGUAUCUUGGCUACCAGGAAUCUAGGAUUUCUUAGAAAGUUUGUUUUAAAUUUUAGUCCCGAGGUGGAAACGGUGAGGAUGUCAGGUUUCCUUGGUGGUGGUGAGUCCAUUGUGGGCAGCUGGCAAUUCCAAAGCCCUCUGGAAGUAUUUAAUCAUUUUUUUCUUAAGUGGGUAGAAGCAGAUGUGUUAUUUAAUCAGUAUGUGCACACUCAGCCUCAUUAAUGCAAUUCCAGGAUCCUGACUAAUCUAUUUGGAGCCUGCAUAGUGGUACAGAUGACAGGAUGUUAAGAUAGUGGUGCAUUUCUAAACCAGAGAAUGACUUGUUCUUUCACUUUUCUUUCUUAUUGCUUAAAUAAGCUUCAGUUAACCACUUCAGGAAGCCAGAGCUAAAACCACAGGGUUGAUCUGUGUGAAAGAUGUAAUUUCAGUGUUUCCUUUGUAGCUUUACUAGUUUACAUAGUUGGAUAAUGAAUGAAAACCCAGUGAUGAGACAGUUACUUUGUUUGGUAAUUUCCCCUUUUAUCCCAAGGAAAGAUACAGGCAAGCAAAGGGACUCUGGGGAGCACUGGAAUUGAAUCUAUAGCUUUGGGUGUAUUGCUUUGUGUUUGGCUGUGAGAAGCUUAAAUUUUCAAUUUUUUUUCAUUGUUUUAAAGGGAUUGAGCAACUGUUUAUAGCUUAGAGCAAAUCAAUGCUCAACAUGACUUAACUCAAAACCUCGACUUGCUAGUGCUUACAUUUUCUAUUAAACUAAAACCACAGAUGUUGUUCCUUUUAGUAAAUUUCUUAUUAAUUCUACCACUGUCUCUGUAAUUUACAGCUGUCUUCUCCAGUACCAUUACCAGAGGGAGGAGUGACACAGCCAGUCAGUCACCGUGGCAGGGCUUUGUAGCAGUCAGUGCUGGGUUAUACAGAUACAGUGGGUUCGAAUGUGAGAGAUCCUUAUCUUUGUUUGAGCUUCUCAUGCUCAGGACAGCAGCCAGGACGCCUGUCUUUUUGGUAUCACAGCAACUGUGCUCUCCAGAGGAAAUAUGCUAAAAGCAUGGCACUGGAAUGCCCAGACAGCAAUCAUUUAAAUGGAUCCUAUUUAACCUGGCAAGUGCUGGUGUGUCUGAGUUAACCCCUUGUGUGCCAGGAGCUGUUUGCAUCACUUGGGCAACAUCCCAACUCAGCUGCCUGGCAUGUGAAUUUGGAGAUGGCCAGUGUGUGGACAAAUAGCAGUUUUGUGCCUGGGUAGAAUAAUCUCGGACUUGGAAGUUUUAGUGUUGAAGAGAUGCUACUUUUCCUAUUUUUCUUUUUUUCCCCCCCAAAUUCUCCCCCAGUAUCUGCAGAACCCUUUGUUAUGGCAUCACUAGCAGCCCGAAGCUGUGUUGGGGACGUUAGGUUGGAUUUUAGGAAAAGGUUCUUCCCCCGAGGGUGCUGGGCACUGCCCAGGCUCCCCAGGGAACGGGCACAGCCCUGAGGCUGCCAGAGCUCCAGGAGGGUUUGGACAGCUUGCCCAGGGUGGGAUUGUUGGGGUAUCUCUGCAGGGAGGGGGUUGGGCUCCAUGAUCCUUGUGGAUCAAGAUUAUUCCUGCUCAGGAGAUUCCGUGGUUCUGGAGGGUGACCUUGCUGUGCAAGAUCAGACGGUGUUUGGACAGCUGCUGGUUUUCAUCCAGCAGUGAAUUUCCUCAAAGAUACACCAGCCAAACUCAGGGAAAGGCUCCAUAACUGGGAAAGUGAGGAAGGAGAUUGAAACGUCUAAAGGCCGUGAAUGGAUUGAUAAACAUGAAGUUGAAAUUCAUGUCCAGGUCCAGGAAACAAGUAGGCUUGCCUAGAAACAUAGGGAGAGUAGUUUUAGAGCUAUGUAAAUGCAUUAUAGAAAGGAUGUAGGAGUGUUCUCAAAGCAUAAAAAUGAUUGUGGCCUUUGCAGUUUAAAUCUGCUGCUUUGAGCUAGGCUAGCAGGUGCCAAUUGAUGGAAUGGUCCUUUUCCCACCUGCUUUCUGUACUGUUACAGCCAGAAUUACUCAUUCAGUGAAAUUCCUUCAGGUGGCUUGGCUUAUAGUAAUUUUCAUGUCUCCGGGGCAAAAAUCAGGUCAUCCCUCAGCCUUCCUGUGGCAGCUGUAGGACAUGAAUGCAGCCAAGAAAUCCACAAAGCCAACUUAGGGCAGCAGGAACCAAUGGCACUUCUUGUCAUAGACUUGGCCUAAGAAAUUACCUGUGUUGCUUUCAAAAAGUUGAUCUGACUGCAGGGUGCAGAGGAUCUCCUGGAAACUUAUUUCAUCCAUUUAGUAAUGCUGGAAUAGUAAGAGGGAGUAAUUGAGCUGCCAUUGGAUUCUUAGGUUAGAAUAUUGAUGUAUUUUCUUUUGUAAAUUUUACAUAAUAGUCUGAGUUAGGCCGCAGUGACUGAGUUGUUCCUGAUGUGGAAAGAGAAAACAUUAAUUAAUAUUAGGUCAUAGUAAACUGUUGCAGCCAUAGUACAGCGCAUGGACAGGCCUGGUAGGUGUUUAUAUUUAGGUGAGGUGGUUGACAUGACAAAUUUGGCCUGUUAAGAAAUAAUCAAAAGUCAGAGAUAGGCACUUACUAUGACUGAAGUGACGUACAGCUUAAUAUCUGCUGCUGUGGGAGGCAGGUUAUGGAGCAGGUAUGAAGAGAGAGAAAGAUGGGCUGUAAAUCUCUGAUUUGGAUCACUGUUGAGCACUAAAACUAGAAUGAUAGCUUGGAAAGUCUUUACAGAUGUGAGGAUUUUGAUAAUAAUAAAAAUCACUUUGUCGAGAAUUGCACCAUCUCUGUUUCUGGCCAGAAGGUGUUAUUGGUUGUGCUGCCAAGGGUACAAUUGUCAACUAUCAAAGCUAGUAAAUAAUGACAACGGAGGAAAAUUAUGUACCAUUGCUGUCAUGAACAUAAAAUCAAUGAUGUAGCAGAGUUUAAAGUGCUUUUGUAGUAAAGCUUUGUUCAUAUUUUCAAUACAUGCUAAAGAAUUAAUAGGAUUAUUUUCUUUCCACUGUGAAUAAAUCCGAGUAAUAGUUUUCCUUCCUAAAAUUAGUUUUGGAUUGCUGUUCAGGCUUGGGGUUGAAAGAUUUCUGAGAGUCCCUGGGCCAGCUUCUGAGCCCCUGCACAGGGUGGUGACAUGAAUGACGGAUGAUGAGACUGUAGGAACUGACAAUUGUGCUGGUAUGUUCCGAAUACAGCAGACGUGUAUAGCUGCAGCCUGAGUGCAGGUGGGACCCUGCUGGAGUGGUUUAUCAUUUUUCUAUGGCAAUUCUGCUACUUGAAUGGCAAUCUGUAGUUCCACCCUUGGAGCUGAGUAAAUGAAAGCAGGGAGGGCCAGAAACAAGCUGAGGAAAACGAUUCCUAUACCCUGAGGCAACUCAUCCAUUUAGUCCCCUUUCAUUAUUUUUCUCAUGCAAAAUAAGAGUCUAAUUUUAACCUGCAUUAAUUAAGCUUCAAAAAUGCCUCACCGCUAUGAGGUUGUGGCAUUUAAUAGUGUCUGGAUGUACAACAGUACAUCAAUUUAUGGUGGAAGGAUCUGGCUGUUGACUUACUUGAGAAUGAAAUUUAGGUAGGGUGGGGCACAGCUUGCUGCGGGCAAAAGCUGGGCUGGAUACCCAGGUGUGUGAGCCUGAGCUGGAGGAAGGGAUGUGUGUCGGGAUCUGGGUGCCAGGCCAUCAGUACCUACAGCACACACCUGCCUUGAUAGCUGCUUAAUAUCUGAUAAAAGCAGUAUUGGAGCUGAGCUCAGGAGCCCUAGGUGGCUUCCAGGAAGAGAUCCCUUCUCUGGGAAUAUUUUGCUUACUGGAACAUCUUGCUUCCCGCAUAAUAGGAUGCAGUCAGAGGGUUGCUGGUUUGAUUUAUGAUGCUAAUUGGCGUGGUAGUUGAUGUGAACUGCAUGUACUAAUUGCUCACUUGCUAAUCCUUUCCAAAUUAUCUGACAAAAGCUUUUAGGAUGGAGCAUUACAUGUGUUUUAAAACUGGUCUGCAGACAAACGUAAACAACUGAGGGGCUUGUUUUGCUUUAAAUGCGGAAUUCAAGUGCUGGUCCAUUUUAGUCACUGUAAAGUUAAAGCAGAAAUUCAGUUGCUUUUAUGUAGUCUCAUUAUUGUUCUUUGUGGGAUUUAAACACAGCUGAAAAAAUAUUCCAGAACAUGCUUCCCCUCAGCUUUAAGCUGGAAAAUUGCCAUCAUCUAUAUGGUAAUAGUUUUUAUGUGUUAUCUGUAUGGUGAAGGCAGAGUAUGUCUGUCUGUGCAGCUUUAUGUAAUGGAAAACACGGUGUGCCUUUUGAGUUGGUGGUGGUGAUGUCAGUGCAGCAGAAACUGCAGUGGGAAAACAUAAGGAAAAUAAAAUGGAGAUAUUCAUGCAGUGUUGGGAUAAUGAAGGCAUUUUGGCUGUGAUUCUGGUUGAGGAUAUAUGCUUUGACUCUUUCACUGUGCAAAGCAAUGAAGUUUAAUAUAAACCAGGGAGAUUUUGUAUUUCCAGAUUGAUAGGGAAAAUCCUGAUGUUCGAUUAUGGAAUGCAGUAGUCUAAAGAGAUGACUUUUACCUGUUCUUAAAUAAGGCCAGAGCUGUUUCAGGAGGGAGCUGGUUCUUCACACUGAGAAUUGUACAGGCUGCUCUCUGUGUGAAUAGGGAGGGUUGCUUUGCUUCUGUAACAUAUUGCAUUAAAGUGGGUGUUUGACAAAAUGAUCAUUAAUCUAUCUCAAACUUAAUAUUUCAAGGUGAUUUAGACACUUUAAUCAUAUCAAAUUUUCUAAUUUGAGCCUGACUGGCUCGCUCUCACAGCGAGCACUGAAAUGAGAUUACAGACAGCUGAAAGAAAUUAGUCAAUUUGGAAGCAAAAAGCAUUUAAAUACAGGUGUUUGGCUGUGAUUUGAAUAUAGCCUGUCAACAGCAAGAGGCAAAAUACUUCAGUGACCUAAAAAGUGCAAAUAUGUCCCUUUAGGGAUUACUUGUUGUUAGGUAAUGACAUGUUAUUAAAAUUAAAGCUCACAUUUAUAUCCCUUGAUUUGCUAAGUAGGCCAAUAGCUUUUGAAAAACUUGGUUGAUAAAUGGGGAAAAUGAAUUUUGUCAGAAUUUGUAGGGACGCAGGUAACUACUGCUGGUGUUUUGGAUGAUUAUUUUUUUAAUUAAUAUGUAAAUAAGGUGGUGUACUCAGGCUGAACCAGCUACCUGCUAGAAGCUUGAAUACAAAUCCCAUCAUCUUGGAAGAAAGCAGCACUGGAGUGUUUUAGAAGUUGUCUGGUAUUCCUGAAUUCCAGUGAAAGGUGCUGUCAGAGGAACCUGUGUUACCAUGCAACGUGGAGACAUUUCUCCUCCUCGCCUGACAUUCUGCAGCUGGUUUUGUGUACCUCUCACACUGUGUCUCUACUCAGCAGGUGGAAAUAUUGCCUGCUAGGUAAGUGGUGAUAUUUGAUAAAAGCUGGUGAGUGAUGCCACAUUCAGGAAAUGAAAUAUGGAUAAAUUACAGUCACAAAAGGGAUUAGAUCUUUUUCAAACGAGAUCAUUGAGAUUGUAAGUUAAAAAAAAAAAUCCAAAACAACAAGGUGCUACAAACAGGGAUGAACAUAGUUGUGUAAAUCUGUGUUCUUCCUGAGAAUGAACUGUGUCUGCUAUUUCAGCAUCUGUCUCUUGUUUGUCUCGGUGAACUUGAUGCCAUCAAUAAAAAGGCUGUUCCUAGCUAGGUAUGUCAGCAGAGACUGGACAUUUAUUGUCCUCAGGAUAAUCUAUGCCCUGGAUAGGGAGUAAGGUACAGGUUUCACUGGGAAUAGUGUGUGGAGAACACUAGAUAGUGCCAGAGAAACCCUCUCCUACCCUGUGACUCUUUGUUUGGGUUGGUUUCUGCUGUAAUCAGUCCUGGGUCCUGGGCUGUGUGAUGGCUCUGCUGUGAGGAUCACCUCUGGAUUGAAGAAAAUUGUUACCUGUGGGUGUAACAGGCACUUCUUACAAAUUCAGGAGUUAAAAACUAAAAUCAAGAACAAGUGCAGUGGGCUUGAACUUGAAGACACCUGAUUGAAAUUUACAUAAAGGUCUAGAACAGCAGCAGUGAUGGCAACAGGAUAAUGCUGAUUAUGAACUGUCCUCCAGAUUGUGUAUUGCCAAAUUGUUGUAUUACUGUCCUGUACAGAAUCAAUUGAAAAAGCAAAGAAUUAGACAAGCCUAAUUUUAGUCCAGCUUUUAAAGCAGAAUGUAAAACCUGAGUCUUAGGAAAUAGUACAGUAAACACCUUGAACAUGUUGCCUCUGUCACAGUGACAGUGGCUCAUCUGUUAGCAGCCACGAUGGGUUUUGUGUUUCGGGUGCUGUGGCCGGGCUACUGCAGGAGCGAUUCCGCAUUGAGCAGGGGGGAACUGAAAGCCCAGUGUGGUUGCUGCUGGCCCUGGAGCUUGAAUCAAUUGCUAAAAAUUUACAUGGAGAUGUGUCUGUCUGCAACCCAAAACGCCCGAGUGAAAACCAAUGGACUUCAAAAGCCUGGGAGCUGCAUGUGUGAGUAUUCUGUUAGGUUUGAUGUCCUUGGGAAUGUGGGCAAGUGGAAGCUGUGAUGCUGAUGAGGGAUGUGACCAUCAUGGGGAGAGAGCGUGGGAUUUGUUUUCUAGCUGUAAUAGCUUCUAAGUAAUUCCUCUGGAGCUGUAAAAAUGGAUUUUAAUGGUCAAGAUAGCUGUAUAUGCUUGAGCUAUGGGGUAGUGAGUGGUUUCCUCACUUGCAAGGAGCAUUUUUUGCUCAGUUUGCCUCCAAGCAGGACAAACAGGCCAUUGAACAUAGGUGAUGGCUGGAAUGUAGCAGCUUCAGUGUACAUUGCUUCUACUCUCCCAAACUUCUUGAGUGCUUGCAGGCUGUUGGCUUUUGGAAGCAAAAAUAAGCCAAAUUCUUGUAGUAGUCAAGGACCAGCAGCUGUUCUGGGAGACUUUGAGAUAGGAACUAAAAUUACAUAACUUGUGAGAAUUUUGAAGGCUUCUGGAUUAUCACUUUAGUGUGCUUGAACAUUGUGAAGGGAUUUGCUGGAUCUGGUUCUUCUUCUGGUUCCUGGGAUUGCCAACUUUCAGGCUAAUUUCUAUAUUUAGACAUUUAUGUGUGCUAUGUAAUAAUGAGCAGCUGAUGUAAAAGCAAAUAUUUUUAACUGCUUGGCACUUGUUUAAUUUGCAUCUUACAUCCACUUGGCAGCAAAUGUAUGAAUUUGCAGUUAACUUUUACCUGUUUAAAAUAAAACCCAGUGUAUUAAUUUCUUUAAAAGAACAGUAAAUCAAAUUACUUGUAUUUAUGUUGCAUUCAAGUGGGAGGUGAUGGGGAGUGUUCCUAAGAAGGAAUGGAUAAGGGCUAAUGACAAAUUGUGAUACAAGGUGGAAAUAACUGAGAUUGAAAAUCAGAUCUGUUUUCUGUAACGUGUUUUCCAUCCAGGGGCUGACUUGCAUAAAGCCAGCAUACUGCUUUAGCUUCUGCUCUUUGUUUACUCUUGAGGAGGUGGAAGCUUUAUGUUGAGAAAAGGACACAGAAUUUGUUGUCUCCUUAUAACAUGUGGCUGAUUGCUAAUCUUAUGGAAAUGAUGUAUUGAGCAGAUGAGACCUGAUUAAUAAUAAAUAAAGAUGCUGAGAGUGGUUUGGGGGGGGGAAUUAAGCUUUUAUUUUAAUUCUUUUUAAACCCCCACAGAGUAAAGCCUCUUUAAGCUAGUCAGGUAAGCAUAGUCUGUAACCUAGGAUUAUAUUACUCUGCUCCUUUGUGCCUUAGAAUUACUACAACCUCCAUUCAACUCGAAUUCAAAAUGAGGUGACGUGCUGCCUGAUUCCCAGGUUGGAUUUAGCUGAAAGUAAUACUAGAAAUGUGCAAGACUUGUGGUAAAGUUGAGCAGCAGAAUAUAAACUUGCUAAAAACAGAGGCAGAUCUUCACGGCCUUCUGAGAGCGUAGUGGAAGAGUGGGUGAGCCUGUGAUAUUUAAUCUGCUGCUGCAGAGCUGAUAGGCUGGUGGAGGGCUCUUGGCUCUGGUGAAUUGCUGUCUUACCCCCAAAUGUGCUUUUCCUCAAGGAGCAGAAGCAGGGUAGGAUGCUGCACAGAAACUCUUGCUGCUGAACACCUCAGUGGGCUGUGAAAUAACUUCCAGGCCCUAACAAACUUGAACCUGUUUCUCUGGGAGAGAAGGUUCUUCCAGAGCAAACCAUAUUAAGGAAAGCGAAUCUAGUCUUCAUUCUAAAUGUUUGAUUACCCUUGACUCUGCAAAGUUGUUCUUUUUUGGAGGAUGGUCGGGUUGUCUGUUAGACUUGUCACUGAAAGACACCAGUUUGUUACAAUCCCAACACCCACUGUAGUGGAAAGCAAAGGAUUUCUCUAACUUGGUAAAUCUGUAUCCGAGGCUUGAGUGAAAUCAGCAGCAUGUAUCUGAAGUCAAGUAAUGCUAAUGCUGCUUGGUGUUGGCUACUUUGUACGGUGUAAUCUUAAGUGAUUUUGUAAUUAAUGGGUGACUGUGGUAAUCCCUUAAUGGUGAGAUAAUUGCAGCACUUAGAGGAGCAACUGUUGGCCAAAACACACAAGUUUUGCAUUGGGUAGCUUGCAUUUUGUGGAAAAAGUAUUAUUUAUCCCCAAGUUCAUGGGUGCUUGAGUCCCGAGUACAUUUGACUCACUCAGUCCCUCUUCCCUGUCUGUCUGCACUACGAAAUCAGAGGACUCCGUAGCUGAUUCCCUCUGUCAGUGACUCUGGGAAACCAUGGAGUGCUGUAGAGAUGAGAAUCCUGCCAAUAUAAACUUUCCAUGGAAACAUUAUCAGGAAAUUGAAUUGAAUGAAAAAAAUAAGCUAACAGGCCAGCCUAGAUCAGCCUUCUCGUGUUGUCCUAAUGCUUCCUUUUCCCUGGCUAACCUGAUACUGAGGUGUUUGAGUAGUCUGAUAAUGGAUGAGUGCAGAUACAGCCCAGUCAGAGCAGUAACCCUGCUCAAAACAUAGGUCAUCAGCUUUUCAGAAAUGUCAUCUUGUAUUUCAGUGAAAAACACUGGGUUUAUGUCUUCAGGUUCUUAGUACACGUUAAAUUUGCAUCACAAGUUACAAAGCUUUAGUGAAAGGUUCUCUGCAUUGCUGAACAAUUACCCAUAUAAUUUUCACCUUUUAUUUUUAAGAUAUGAUACCAGGAGUUAGGAACUUGAAGCAAAAAGUGCUUGUGAGCAGAAUGCACAGUUCACAGGAUUUCAGGGUAAAUCAAUGAAUUUUCUUUGCUGUUGUACUUCCAGUAAAGCUAGGAAUGUUGGAAAUUUCGUUUACCUUGUUUUCUAAACACUCAGGGGUCAGAUCGUAUGUUGAGAAUUUUUUUAAAUUGUAGAUGUGCUCAGUGGAGAUAAAUGGUCUAUCUAACUGUAAUAUGUCUGCUACAAGUACUGCUGCAUUUCUGUGCAGUUUCUUUCCAUCUCCUUGUUUUAAAACCUUUCCUAAAUCCUGUGGUUCUCAUAUUGAUACUCUCAAAUUCUAAAAUCUAAACUUGGAGAAAAACGUUGCAAUGAUGGAAGAGUUGCAAAUUUUGAACAGUGUUGCCAGAUCCAAGGCAAUCUCAUUUCUAAUGUGUUACUCUUGAAUAUUCAGAGUAUGCAAACAGGAGGAAGUUUUCUCUUUUAAAGUUUGUGUCCUUUGGGGAGUGAGAGACAUCUGAGACAAAUCUGUUGAUAUAAUGUUACUGCAUUUCUGCUAGAUAGAUAUUAGUUAAGCUGUAUAAUUUUUUUUUUUUGAGAAAGACUCGUUUAAAAACAGAUUUCAAGUUGUUAAUUCAUGUAUUCUACUUUCUGUUGGUAUUUUUUGCCUGGAGGUGGAACAAUGGCUUGGGGGUGUGAGUAAAACACCAGAUCUGGUGCUGUGGUAGUGGCAGGGAGGUCUCACUGAAGAGAGAGCUUUGUCAGUCAGUGUGAAUCUUUAGUGAUGAGUAUUGUUAGACACCUCAGCAUUCAGUAAAGAAUGCUCAUCCCCAUUAAACUGAAGCACCUUCCAGAUCCCUUGGAUCUGAGUUUCUAGGUGAGGUUUAAUGGAAACACAUUCUGACUUACUGCUCGGAGCGUUGGCCUUUUAAAAAUGCCUGCUGCUAGCAGCUUCUGCUAAUUUUAGCUCGUGUGUUCUUGAAAUGCCACUAGUAGCUACAUACUUAAUCACACUGAAAAUAAAGGGACUUUUCACUCCCUGGAAGAUGUGUAAGGAGCCAUGGUGCUAUGCAGCAGUUUUGUCUUGAAUUCCAUCGUGGUUGAAGCUUAGGAGUUCUCCACUGACUUGCCCUCGGGUUUCUGUUCAGUUUCAAGUAAUUGCCCAGGCUGUGCAACUUCAGGCACUGUAGCUGUGCCAGAAUGUGUAUUAAAUGCCGGUCCUAAUCCUGUGGGACAAGGGUCAGCAUGUUGGAAGUGACCCCUGUGUUGCAUCCAGAUGAAAACAUAGCAGGAAUUAAUCUAACAAGUGCAUUUGUCCUGGAAGUUGAACCACUUCACUGAAAGCUUAUUUCAGUUUGCAAUUAUUCACUGUUUGCCUAAGAGUAUUAGAACUUUCAUUUGUCAUGAGCCAGAGUGAAGAAUUACAUAGCAGAUCGCUACUGGUUUAUGUCUGAAAAUAAUUUUGAAUAAUUCCUGCUUGGGCUGUGGCGCUGUUAGUGUGAAUCCUGGCUGGAAACAACCCUUGCCUGUGUUACUGCACUUGCAGAACCUCACAGCUUUGUGGGGGGAGUGUUUGCCAACACCUGGUGAUAAUCCCCUCGUUGUCCUAGACUGAGAGGAAUAAAAGCUUUGGAAAUGACAUCCUUUUCCUAAUGGCAGGAGCUGAGGGGGCAAUGUUUGUCCUGGUUUAAAUGUGGUCUGGGUGUGCAGAGGGCUGGGUGCUGCUCCUCAGGGCCACUGCCUUUGAUAAUUUUAAUUAUUUGCCGUAUAAUUCAAGGUUAGUUUUUCCUCAAGUUACCUAGAAAGAAACGCUCACUAUUCAGAACUGGUUUUUAUUCUUCUGUCUAGGACAACACGGGAUUAUCACCAGGUGUUUGUAAAUAGACAGACAGUGUGUAUUGAACACUUAAAUCUGAUCAAGUGCUUGAUCCUGUAAUCUCCUGCAGUGAUUAUCUUUACAAACAAAUCUGCAAAAUACUGUUUUAUUUCCUAGAAAUACAUAGCAAGCGAGUAGGGCUGAUGCUUUGUUUGUCAACAGGAAGUGUUUUCUGGUGGGGAUGUUUCAUUUGGCACUGGAAGUGUGGCUCGUUUUGGUUUGUUUGUGGGCUUAGCCAGAUGGACAGGCCGAGCAUUGAACAGCGAGAGUUGUUUCUUUUCUGGCUGAGCUGAGACACUGCAGAAGUCCCCAGUCUUUGUUGUUUCAGACCCUAACCAAGUUGGACACCUUCAGUUUGUGCAGAAAGCAGAGCUGUGAUCUGCGUGCUGAUCAGGGGCAGCAAUCGAUUUUCCUUGGCUGCUGGCUGCUACUCAGAGCUAAUUUUUAUUUCAGCAGGUUUUGUGGAUCUGCAGAAUUCCUUCUCUCUUGAGUCAUGUCUCAGAUCGAUUGGGACUGAGGCACUUGGAGAAGGUUUAUGCAAAACAAUGGUACUUUUUAGGACUUGGUCAGAUGCUUACUUGGCUGUAGCUGUUGCAAGAUGAUAACUGCAAUAAUAAAUAUUGCAAAGAAAUUGGAUCUUAUUGCAUUCUCUGAGCAGUUAUGAGAAGGACUUAAUUAGAGUUCUGGGAAAGAGAUGAAGAUCAGUCUAUUGUGGCUGAACUGGGAGAGAAGCAUUUUGACUUUGGCCUAGUAACUGUGCAGUGAAAAGAAUUUAUAUUGACUUUGAGCAACUGAAGUGAAAUAUAAAAAGUCACAAUACCAGGGGAGUCCUGUACUGCUGUAAUGAAUUGGGGCUUGGCUGGCUUUAUUUGUUUGGUUGGUUUUUUUUAGAAAUGACAAAACCAGGCUAAUAAACCUUUGCCUAGGAGCAGUGACGAUUGCUAUGGAAGAAUCUCAGAUGCUUCUUUUUAAACAGUGGUAAAUACAGUAUGAGAACCAAGCCAAAGGGCUGAUACUCAACCCUGAAUUAGUGUUUUCAGCUUAUGCUUAUUACUGAAAAAAGAGUACACGUGCAUGUUAAAAGGUCAGUACAAAUUUGAUUUCUUUGCCUGCUUUAAGACUCAGCUAUAAGAGCUUUUUACCUUUUGCUUCGUUAGACAUAUUGAGUUGGUGAUGUUAAAAACAUUUGCUUGAAAAAUAACUUUGUUUAUUGGUUUACAGAUCAGCUGUUUGAUUUUUGAUCUGAAAUUCAGGCAGUGGCUGAAAUGAAAACAAGUGAAGGGACCCCGGCUUGCUGCCCAUGUGAUGGAACAGGGAGAAUCCCAGGCAGGAAGGAAAAAGGAGUGUAAGUGUUAAAUGACUGAGUGCCACUGCCUUGAUGAUUACCCUCUACUUCUUGGAAGAACCUUCUAAUGAGGAUCCUUGUAAGAUGCCUCCUUUGUGCUAACAGCUAAUGAUGGAGAUGGGCUGUGGUUCUCCACAAGAUCUUUAGGAGGUUUCAGGCUUUUAUGAGUGUUUAUUUGCAUGGGAGGGCAGAUGAUAAGCAGGGAACUGAAAAGGGAGGUGGGCGGCUGUCCAAGCUAAUAAACACACUCAGAGAAGUAAUUAGGGUCUGUAUGGAAGGGGAAAAGUGAGGAGCAUCUGCAGCCACUGGCUCAGGAGUUUUAUUAGUGUGAGAGAUGAAUUAUUGAAGGCAGAUGUUCCCAGAGCGUUCUCCAGCUCUGUGCUAAUGGAAAAGGUGAUGAUUAGCGUGAGUUGGUUGAUGGCUGAGGAGGAAAUGCAAAAACCAUCUUAAACUACCAGGAAUUGCUGCUCUUUGGAGUAGAUUCCAGUGAGGGGUGACUUCAGUUCAACCUCAGCUUGCCUUAAAUCGAGCUACCUGGUUGAAUUCAGGCUUUCCUCAAAUUAUUGUCCCUUUCAUGUUUUGUUUUUUUUCUUUAAAAUGGGCAAAUUUGUUGUUCCGAAAUAAAGAUGUCAUGAAAUGAAUCCCAUGUCUUCUCCAUAAGUGAACUCUGUUACAGGGGAAUUCCCCAUGUUAGGAUAAGGUAAGGAUUAUGGGGUGUGGACUAUGAGUUGGCUGUGCCAAAUGUAAUAUGGAUCAAUUAAAUAAAAUAAUUAAUUUCAAAAUCAUUUUUCUGGCAGAUUCCUGAGUUUUGAAUUUCAGUAGGCCUUGCAAGUAGCUUAAUUUACUAUGUUUCAUAAUAAUCUAGAUCUGUCUCACUGACUUGUUCUCAUACUGGAAAAAAUAAAAUGACAUCAACUACUUUUUCAACCUCUCUUUGUUCAUGUUGGGGAUGAAUUUCUUUGACAGGCUGCUUUGAGUGAGACAUGCUCUGGCAGACGACUUCAAAAAUAGAGCUCUGCUAACACCUAGGUUUUAGCAUAACAAUGGCUGACGAGGAAAACUGUUGAAAUAUUGAUGUGAAGUGUAAGCCAGGACGGUGAGAAAAGGAUCUAUAGUAUGUAUAGAUAUAAACCAAAAAAGUAUGUAAAAUGUAAAGCAAAAUCAUACCAUUAUGGAAUAACACACAAAGAAAUAUCUGUCUGCCACUGCUGUUAAGUAGGAUAUCAGAAGCUUUUAAAAGGUCAGAUUGGAGCUUUGCAAUAAAAAGAUAAAUACCCAGAAUGGAUUGUGCUGACCAUUUGCCCAAGACUUGCUGCUGCUAGGGGCUCGUUUUUGCCCACGUAGUUGAUUUAGGUCGCUCUGAAAGCCUGCAGUAUUUUGAGGAUAAGCUGCUCAGUUCAUGAGUAUGCAUUCUGUGGUUUGCUUCCCAUCCAAGGCAUCUGUGGGAAGUGCUGGUUGGAUAUGGUGGCUACAAAUGCACUUGGAAAGCAGAUCUCCAAACAAACCUGUGGUUUGGUUCUGCCUGACCUCUGGGGCUAAAGCAGCCAAGUGCAGCUGCCUGUUCUCUGGAGCUCUGUGUUGAGUAGCAGGAGCGCAGCUGAUGUGUAGAAGCAAGAUAAUUUAAGACUUGAAAUAGCUGGUCCAGAAUUGUUCCCUGUGAGGGUGGGGAGGCCCUGGCACAGGGUGCCCAGAGCAGCUGUGGCUGCCCCUGCAUCCCUGGAAGUGUCCAAGGCCAGAUUGGAUGGGAGCAAUCUGGGCUGGUGGAAGGGGUCCCUGCCCAUAGCAGGGGAUGGAAGGAGGUGAACUUUAUUGUCCCUUCCAGCCCAAACCAUUCCAUGAUAAAUUGUUUGUCAAGUCAUGUGUAUGGAAAAGAGAAAAGCAGACUUUGCUGUGAGCAUGGGGGCGUGUGCAAGAGCUGGAGUUGUUGCUCCUGGAUUAGCCCUGCAGGUGCUUUCCUGUAGCUUAAACCAAGCCUCUGCUGCAUCAACAAAGGGCAGCAAACAGCCAAAGCAGUGGGUAAACAGUGCUGUGUGACGGCUGAAUUCCAUUUAUCAGAUUAUAAUGAUGGGAAAGCAUUUACAAGAACGGUGAGGAGUUAAUUCUGUUGGGUUGGCUGAUGCCGUAAUGUUCUGAUGAUCAGCUAUAAAGUAAUUCCAGCAAGGAGGAAUCAACUUCCUUGACUGAUAAUUCAUAAAUAAUGCUAGAGGAAAUCACUACCUCCUAUUUGGGAAGGUUUACUGAAGUAACAGAUAUAACUGAAAAAGUGUGUAGAGUGUUUAGCCCUAGAUAAUUAUCUAGAAUUGUAAAACUGAAUAAAAUCUUCUGUGGUUGAUCGUGACUGCUUUAAAGACAUUAAGCAACACUCUCAUGAUGUAACACUUGCUAAAGGGUUCAAAAUUAACCAAAUGGUGAUGAUUGAAGAGUAAAGAGAAAAGAUAGCAUUUUGAACACAUUUUCUGCUAGAAAUAAGUAGUAGCUCUGAGUCAAUAAAUCUCCUUACAUGACUCUUGUACUACAGAAACUAAAAAAUCAGACUUGAACCAAUAACACCUGGAUAAGUAGAAACUGAAUAGAGGAACAAGACUGAAGAACUGAUGGAACUAGCUUUCCUCUGUGAGUUGGUGUAUUAAGUUUCAUCUAAUUUAAUUUAACAAAUGUAAAGUUAUUAUGGGUGUCUUGUACAAAGGAUGGAGGGUAAUGAGAGUAUUUGUUGGCUUUUAUAUUUUUAAAAUAAUACUGUAAAUGGAGAUUACAAUCAGAGCUCUAUUGAAUAAAGUUGGUUACAUUGAAAAGAAUCUGUGGGGCAUUUGUAAUCUGAGGAGUGAAUAGACAGAAGGCAAAGUUCUCUGGGAUCCUUUUAUUAAUUUUUCUGACUUAAACAGCUAGAUAUCUUAUAGCCUAUGUGCUAUUGUAAAUAACUGAGGUUCAAUUUUACUUUCUUGCUGUGUAUUACGGAACCAGUUACGGUACAAUGCAUACAUGCUGAACUCUGCAUGAGCACCAUUCUGAGAAUAGAGGGAGAAAGGAAUAAAUGAAGGGACCUACACAAGGGAUUGUUGUAAGAAAUGAGAGAAUGUGGUUUCUGCUUCAGGUUGUAAUGUGCCCCUCCAGUGUGUUGGACUUUGUGUUUCUGAUCCCCUCUGUUCUCUUUGAACCAUCUGAGGUGUGCAUUGGUUAAAACUAGAAAGAUGGAAGGUGCAGUGAUCAAGUUCUCUCUGUCAGGGAAGGUACAGGUGGUACAAGUGGAGUAACCUGUGAAUCAUGACAAGAUUUAGCUUGAUCUGCAUUUUAUAGCCAGACCAGUUAGUGGUGGAUGUUGAUGAAAUAUCCCUACUGCAGUUGGUGUAGACUGGCUGAUCCAUAGCAAGCCUCAGUGAUCCUGACUUCGUAUCCCUCCCUCAGUUUGCUGUUCGUAAAACUGGAAGUCCCAAUCUUGGCUUGGAAAUUUGAGGCUUUGCAAAUAUCAGUAGCUGUUUCCAGUAAGAAAGAGGCUGUAAUUACUUGGACAAAACUUGACUGACAUAUGAACAAGAUGUAUCUGCUGGGGGCUUACUGCCAAGAGUGGAUUUGUACUUAAGCGGAUGUAAUUGCAUGGACUCUGUACUGGAUUGUUUGACAGAUUAAAUUUCUAUGAUAGUGUGAGAUAACAGGAGGUCACAGUCCAAGAAUAAGGUUCUGAAGUGUAUGUAUUCACAGCUGGGGUGCUAAUCUGAUUAAUUGAAAGCUGAUUCAAUUCAUAAUAAAUUUAUGUUGUUGGAUCCAAAAGUGUCAGUGCCAAUUGUCAAUGCCAGUUGUGUGUGAGGUCUGUGCAUUGAGAAUGGUCUUUUGCACUUGUGCUGGGAAAAUCUGAGCAGGGUCUCCACUUGGUAGCAUCUAAAGCCUGAAGUAACCACAGCUGGCAUGCUAAAAAAAAGGGUUGUUUGGGUUUUUUUUACCCUGGUUAUCAGGCUAAGAACCACACUGAUACUGGGCAGCCUUUCACUGUCAGAUACAGAGUGCAAUAUAAAUCUGUCUGGCUGUGGCAUUAAGGAAAUAGGAGGUCUUAGAUGUGGUCAGUGGUGCUGGGUAUCAGCACACAGGCUCUGAUAGCAGCUGGUGUUCUAUUUUUAGAACCCCUGAGGAGCAGUGAUCCCAAAGUGUUGAUUUGCUGCCUCUUAGGUCAGUGCAUGGGAGAGCUGGGCCUGGCACGGCGCAACCACAGCCUCCUCCUGCAGUGCCAGCACCGUGCUGCAAACGGGGGCACCUGGGAGCUCUGCCUCUUAUGUAAGAGGAGGAAAUGAUUGCCUGGGAUGAUGCAAAAGGAGCUGGGGAGCUCCGGGUGGCUGAAGGUGGCAUCUCAGAGAGCUCUGUCCUUCCCUGGCCAAAGCCUUGGUGAUGUGUUUGAAUCAGCACAGGUGCGUCUAAGCAGCACACGGGCGGAUUUCUGCAACUUGCUUCUUUGGAAAGGAUGUUAUUUGCUGCAAAGGAACUGGAAGAAGAUGGCAUUUCGAAUAUAGAUGCCUUUGUAAACAGCCAGGAAUGGACACUGAGCCGCUCUGUACCCGAGCUGAAAGUGGGGAUCGUGGGUAACCUGGCCAGUGGGAAGUCAGCGCUGGUGCACCGCUACCUGACCGGCACCUAUGUCCAGGAGGAGUCACCUGAAGAUAUGGAUGCAGGUGGCAGAUUCAAGAAGGAGAUAGUGGUUGAUGGACAGAGCUACCUGCUGCUGAUCAGAGAUGAAGGAGGCCCUCCAGAGGCACAGUUUGCCAUGUGGGUGGAUGCUGUUAUCUUUGUGUUCAGCUUGGAGGAUGAAGUCAGCUUCCAGACUGUUUACCACUACUACAGCCGCAUGGCCAACUAUCGCAACACUAGUGAAAUCCCCAUGGUCCUGGUGGGCACCCAGGAUGCCAUCAGCUCCACCAACCCCCGCGUCAUCGACGAUGCCAGAGCCAGGAAGCUGUCCAACGACCUCAAGAGAUGCACUUACUACGAGACCUGCGCGACCUACGGGCUCAACGUGGAGAGAGUCUUCCAUGACGUUGCCCAGAAGAUCGUUUCCACCAAGAAGAAGCAGCAGCUCUCAAUCGGACCCUGCAAAUCUCUGCCCAACUCUCCGAGCCACUCCUCCGUGUGUUCUGCCCAGGUUUCUGCCGUACAUAUCAGCCAGACCAGUAAUGGAGGAGGGAGUUUAAGUGAUUAUUCCUCCUCUGUCCCAUCAACUCCAAGCACCAGCCAGAAGGAGCUGCGGAUUGAUGUUCCUCCCACUGCCAACACACCAACUCCUGUCCGUAAACAGUCCAAGCGCCGAUCCAACCUCUUCACGUCUCGGAAAGGGAGUGACCCAGACAAAGAGAAGAAGGUCCUGGAGAGCAGAACAGACAGCAUUGGAAGCGGCCGCGCAAUCCCAAUUAAACAGGGGAUGCUGCUGAAGCGGAGUGGCAAGUCCCUGAACAAGGAGUGGAAGAAGAAGUACGUGACACUGUGUGACAACGGCGUGCUGACCUACCACCCCAGCCUGCACGAUUACAUGCAGAACGUUCACGGCAAAGAGAUCGACUUGCUGAGAACCACUGUGAAGGUCCCUGGCAAGAGGCCCCCCCGAGCCACAUCAGCCUGUGCCCCCAUCUCCAGCCCCAAAACCAACGGCCUCUCCAAAGACAUGAGCAGUUUACACAUCUCGCCAAAUUCAGGGAACGUGACUACUAGCACAUCUGUGUCUCAGAUGGCCAGUGGGAUCAGUCUGGUGUCCUUCAACAGCCGCCCGGACGGUAUGCACCAGCGCUCCUACUCGGUCUCCAGUGCAGAUCAGUGGAGCGAGGCCACAGUCAUUGCCAACUCUGGCAUUAGCAGUGACACGGGCCUGGGAGAUUCAGUGUGCUCCAGCCCCAGCAUAUCCAGCACCACCAGCCCCAAGCUGGACCCCCCUCCUUCCCCCCACGCCAACAGAAAGAAGCACCGCCGGAAGAAAAGCACAAGCAACUUCAAAGCUGAUGGCAUCUCGGGCACGGCUGAGGCCAAACGCAAAGCUUGGAAACUAAACCGUGUUGGUAGCCUGCGAAAUAUUUACAGCAGCAGCAGCACCAACACCGAAGAACAAGAAGAGAACUUUGAGUUUAUCAUCGUCUCUCUCACGGGCCAGACUUGGCACUUUGAAGCAACCACCUACGAAGAGAGGGACGCGUGGGUCCAAGCCAUAGAGAGCCAGAUCCUGGCCAGUUUACAGUCCUGUGAGAGCAGCAAGAACAAGUCGCGCCUGACGAGUCAGAACGAGGCCAUGGCCCUGCAGUCCAUCAGGAACAUCAGAGGCAAUUCCCACUGCGUGGACUGCGAGGCACAGAACCCCGACUGGGCCAGCCUCAACCUGGGAGCCCUCAUCUGCAUCGAAUGCUCAGGUAUCCACCGCAACCUCGGCACGCACCUGUCCCGGGUGCGCUCCCUGGACCUGGACGAUUGGCCCAUCGAGCUCAUCAAGGUGAUGUCAGCCAUUGGCAACGAGCUGGCCAACAGUGUGUGGGAGGAGAACAGCCAAGGCCACGUGAAGCCUUCCCCAGACUCCACCAGGGAAGAAAAAGAGCUCUGGAUACGCGCCAAGUACGAGCAGAAGCUCUUCCUCGCCCCGCUGCAGUGCCUGGAGCUCUCUCUGGGCCAGCACCUGCUGAGGGCCACGGCCGAGGAGGACUUGCGGGCGGUGAUCCUGCUGCUGGCCCACGGCACGCGGGACGAGGUGAACGAGACCUGCGGCGACGGCGACGGGCGCACGGCCCUGCACCUGGCCUGCCGCAAGGGGAACGUGGUGCUGCUGCAGCUCCUCAUCUGGUACGGCGUGGACGUGAUGGCGCGCGACGCCCACGGGAACACGGCGCUGGCCUACGCCCGCCAGGCCUCCAGCCAGGAGUGCAUCGACGUGCUGCUGCAGUACGGCUGCCCCGACGAGCGCUUCGCCCUCAUGGCCACCCCAAACCUGUCCAGGAAGAACAACAACCGCAACAACAGCGGCGGGAGGAUGCCCACCAUCAUCUGAGGGGAGCUCGCGCGCGCGUUCGCUGACCCGAGUCGCAUCCGCAGCCUCACAUUCCUCCAUCCCCAUCGCAGCUCCGCUCUGUGAGUCCGGUUCCUCUCCUUCUCCCUUUUCCCUCCGGUCCAUCCCGAGCGCCAGCGGAGCGUGGGGAGCGCGGGGGGCCCGGGAGGAGCGCGGGGGCUGCGGGCAGGCCGUUGUUUUGGGGGCCACGCCGCACGGGUCGCGCGUGGCACCGGCACCGGCACCGCCCGGGGGACACGCGGCGCCGCCGGGGGAGAGGCGAGCCGGAGCAGAAGGAAGGAAGGAAGGAAGGAAGGAGAGACGGUGACUUUCCCUAAGUGACAGUGAAGCACAUCAGAACAUUUCACCUCUACGGAACACGGCGACGCCUGGAUUUCCAUUCUCUUCUCCUGAAGAGCUUGACGGCAUAAAUCAGAAGCAAGCACAGAGUUUGUCAGGUUUGAAGCUCCUAUGAUGGUAUGUGUCAAAUCAGUUGUAGCUAAUCUGUCCGGGGAGAAUACUGGCUUCAUUACACUUGUAUAGUUGAGUUCUUCCAGCAUUACUGCUGUUUAAUAGAACAUGAUUAGUCAUCACGGAGAAAAAAGCAUAUUAGCUGAGGAGGUAGUUACAUGGCACGCUUCGGUGAUUGCUUGGAUGUGAUUGCAAUAUUCUUAGAAGCAUCAUAUUAUCUCAGACAUGUUCUUUCGAGCCCUUGGAGCCCUCCUUUCUAAAUUCACUGUCAUAAUUUAGUAUCUGUUUAAUUUUUCAGUCCAAAGAGAGGAAAUGAGUUGCUGAGUGUUAUUUGACUGCAGUCUCCUUGGUGUAAAAACAAAAUGGAAAAAAUAAAUAAGAGUAAGCCUGAAACACAAAAAGGAAUAAUGAAUACCGCUAUGGAAAACAACAUUUCAAGUACGUUUGGUGAAAUUAAUAAAUGCAUUAAAGGCUAAUUUUUUUUUUGUUAUGUUUUCAGCCAGCAGAAAUAGGUUCUGUCAUUUUGCCAAGAUAAAUUGUGUUGAGUUUUUGGUCACUCCUGUGAUGCAUUGCCUAACUUAUACAGAUUUUUGUAUUGUGUCUCUAGAUUCUAUGUAUUUAAAAUCUAUUUGAAUAAAAAAAAGGCCGUAAAUAUACAUUGAUUUUUUUUUGUACAGAAAAUGACAUCUCUGUUAAUUUAUAAAUUGUAAUGGAUGUGAACUAAAUAAUGUGCAACUAGUUAGGAUCUGUGGGUUACAGAUCAUUAUUGUACAUUGAUAAUAUUCCCAGCAGUGAACUCUUCUUUCCAAAGCCUGUGAGGAACAACAUAUCAGAGGGAGAUCAGGGAAGGAAAAAAAGGCACGUGAGACCUUUUAGAAAGGAAAAAAGAGGCUGUUCCUCAGCGCUGUAAAUAUAUUUUACUCCAGAAGUCAGGAAGCUUUCACAAGCCAAGACAAAAAGGCCCAUUCUGGCUGGGGGAAGAUCAGAUUUGAUUAAGUUCAGAAUUGAUAGCCUUCACCGCGGCGGGCAGGGCACGGCUGCGCUCCCUCCCAGCCCGGCUGCUUUCGGCAAGAAAAAUGGCUUGUGCGAGUGCCCUGGACAGUUCAUUUCAAUUCCAAGUUUUAAUACUUGAUUGGGUUCUUUUGGUCUUGCGUCCCAGCUUCUCCUGCUUCCCACUAGCAGGAUUCUGGCGUGGGGAAGCAGAGGUUUUGGCAGGCAGAAAAGUGGUUUUGGUUUUGUUUUUUUCUUUUUUCUUUAGGAGUGGCAUAUGGCAGUGUCGGGAUGGGGGCAUGGUUUAUCGUGGAGAAAGUUGAUAACUCAACUGAACUCGAUGGCCAAGGAGCAGUUAUGUGAGGGCAGUGAGGUGCACACAGCAGGGCAAUUUGCAGAUCUACCUGCUCCAGUGUAUUUCCCAGGCCUUCGGUGGUGCUCUUCCUUGGGGCUCUGGGUUUCACUCUGCACACAAAGGGGAGGAGCAGUUGCUAAAUAAACGGAAUGUGGACAAAAUGCAAAGGAAGAAAUGCCAUCUGGUUUUGUCUUGAGGAAAACCAAAAAAAUGAAAAAUUGCGGAUUUGAGGCAAAAUUGUGGCUGAAAAACGAGCCUUGAGGUGGAAGCACAGGGACAUUGAUCAGCUUCUCCUCUUUGGUGGUGUUGUCCUUUUGUACUUUGUUGUUCCCUAGACCUUUGAGUAUCUGGGAAGAGGGAAUCUUUCUCCAGCCAGCCUAGGCUGACUGCACCAGACACAGCUGAUUCCCUUCCCACUGGGAUACUUAUAAAUAUUUGAAUUUUUUUUCUUCUUUUUUUUUUUUUU
This is a messenger RNA of Motacilla alba alba, 28538 nucleotides long. RefSeq names its product ArfGAP with GTPase domain, ankyrin repeat and PH domain 1 (gene AGAP1). The coding region runs from base 23707 to 26259 and encodes 850 amino acids. The transcript is spliced from 20 exons. The record is from RefSeq and is a predicted model, not a curated record. Gene Ontology annotation, cellular component: nucleus. Lineage: Eukaryota; Metazoa; Chordata; Aves; Passeriformes; Motacillidae. Gene Ontology annotation, molecular function: GTP binding; GTPase activity; protein binding.